CUCAACACUAGAAUCUGGUUCUCUCUGUUUUCGUGUUCUUCUCUGGAAACACGGGAGAAGAACAAGAUGCAAGAGAACCACAACACAUAAUGCAUUUCGAUAAUGGCAUAGACGUCACGUUGCAUGGCCAGAAUUAAUAAGCUUCAUUAGAUUAAAUCUUUCUUCUUCCUUAGAUUUUCAAAAAAGGUUAAUCUGAUGGGAAAUUGCUUAGAAAAUCGUUGCAAGAUUGAUGACACUUUGAACUCCCAAUCCUGUUCUUCUGAUGUUACCAAAGGUCAUAGAAGCACCCAUUUGUUGGCUCAUUCAAGUCCAACACCAUAUGGACACUGUGAUGAGGGUAAACCCGAGAUUCUCCCCACUCCAAGAUCUGAAGGGGACAUACUUUCGUCUCCACAUUUAAAAGCCUUCACAUUAGAUGAUCUCAAGAAGGCCACUAGAAAUUUCCGUACUGAUAGUCUAAUUGGAGAAGGGGGAUUUGGUUAUGUCUAUAAGGGGUGGAUUGAUAGUAAACACUUUAAGCCCACAACGCCUGGAACUGGAAUGGUUGUAGCUGUGAAGAAGCUUAAGCCAGAAGGUUUUCAAGGGCAUAAGGAGUGGCUGUCUGAAGUGAAUUAUCUCGGACAACUUCGCCAUCCAAAUCUUGUCAAACUUAUUGGAUACUGCCUAGAAGGAGAUAACCGGCUUCUAGUGUACGAGUACUUGCCCAACAGAUGCUUGGAGAAUCAUCUAUUUCGCAAGGGCAUACAACCACUUCCUUGGGCAACAAGAAUCAAGGUUGCUAUUGGUGCUGCUCGAGGUCUCUCCUUCCUACAUGACUCUAAGCAACAAAUUAUCUACCGUGAUUUCAAGGCUUCUAAUAUUUUAUUAGAUUCGGAAUUUAAUGCAAAACUCUCAGACUUUGGAUUGGCCAAAGCAGGGCCCACUGGUGAUCAUUCUCAUGUUUCCACUCAAGUUCUGGGCACUCACGGCUAUGCUGCUCCUGAAUAUAUUGCUACAGGUCGGUUGACAUCAAGGUGUGAUGUCUAUAGCUUUGGAGUUGUGCUAUUGGAACUACUCUCAGGGCGCCAUGCUGUUGACAAUACAAAAUCUGGAGUGGAACAUAAUCUGGUAGAUUGGGCAAGACCCUUUUUGAGUGAUAGGAGGAAGUUGUUCAGGAUUAUAGACACCAAGUUAGAAGGGCAAUACCCUCAGAAGGCAGCUUAUACAGUUGCAAUUAUUGCUCUACAAUGCAUUAGUGAGGCCAAGAUUAGACCACAGAUGUCUGAGGUUUUGGCUGCCUUGGAACACCUGCCAGCCGUUAGACAUACAACCAACCCAUCUAGAGAAGAGAAGUCCAUUCCCAGUUCCAUGAGAGAGGGUGUUGGUCCUGCUGCAAAACUCCCUUUGAGACAAGCAUAAUCAUCCUCAACAAAAUCCAGAAUUAUAAAGUCCCAAGGGGAACAAUACAGUAUAGGUGUAUUUUCUCUUAAGGUUAGAUCCUCUUUUUAUGGGUUGUGUUAGGUGAUAGCUCCCAUGAGAGAGUUUAGUGGACUGCACUGUCAUUUCAAAGAAAAUAACCUAUACUUAUACUUCCAGAUAUUUUAUUCUUACAGACAUGAUGUCUGUUAGUAAAACUAAAAACUACUUCUACUUACAAAUAUUUGAUGUACUUAAAACUCAAAUACUAGUACUUAUAGAUGUUUAUUAUAGGUAAAAUCUAAAAACUCAUUGUUAUACAACUCACAUUGGAUAGUUUGUCUGUAGGUGAGUAUGAAAUAGUCAUAUACUUAGAAAUUUUCAACUUUUAGUAGCAGUUUUUGUCCAUAACUACAAGUCAAUUUUCUUGUAGUGUGUUACUUUAUCUAUAGGUGCAGAACUUUGAUCAUAGAGUUGCCGUCAGCAUCAAAAUGCUUUGUAUUAUCCAUUGUCCAUCAAAAGGAAUAAUCUAGUUCCUGC
Cajanus cajan (pigeon pea) is the source of this 1935-nucleotide messenger RNA. RefSeq names its product putative serine/threonine-protein kinase PBL3. The record is from RefSeq and is a predicted model, not a curated record. Gene Ontology annotation, molecular function: ATP binding; protein kinase activity. Lineage: Eukaryota; Viridiplantae; Streptophyta; Magnoliopsida; Fabales; Fabaceae. Gene Ontology annotation, biological process: protein phosphorylation.